Nelumbo nucifera (sacred lotus) is the source of this 699-nucleotide messenger RNA. RefSeq names its product putative invertase inhibitor. Gene Ontology annotation, molecular function: enzyme inhibitor activity. The record is from RefSeq and is a predicted model, not a curated record. Lineage: Eukaryota; Viridiplantae; Streptophyta; Magnoliopsida; Proteales; Nelumbonaceae.
AUGGGCUCCCCUAAGUAUAUAUAUAUAUAUAUAUAUAUACACAUACGCACGUUGCACAUAGCAGUGUGUUCAACUCAAAGACCUAACUUCAAAUGGCAUGACGGAAGAAACAAGGCACAGAAGAAGAGAUUUGAGAUUUCAGUCUUGGCAUCGGAAAAGAUGAGGCGUUCCAUUUCUUUGUUCAAUUUGGCCAUCUCUGUGCUCAUUCUUUCUCAAGUUGCAGUUGGGGAAGAUGUUGUAGAGGAAACCUGUAAGAAGGUAGCGGCCAAAGAGCCGGGCAUGAGCUACGACUUCUGCGUGGCGUCCCUCCAAGCGGAUCCCAAGAGCCGAACGGCGGACCUGCCGGGACUCGGCGUCAUCUCCAUGAAGUUGAUGAUAUCCAAUGCGACCAACGUGAAUGAAUACAUAAAGCAGCUCUUGAAAGAUGGGAAACUGGAGAAUAUGACUCGGCAGGCCUUAGAGGAUUGCUCGAGUCUGUACUCGGAUUCCAUCUCUUCUGUGAAGGAUGCCAUCAAUGACUUCAAGUCGAAGGAUUACAACGGAGCCAAUAUAAAGAUCAGUGCGGCCAUGGAAGCACCCACGACGUGUGGAGAAGGUCUUUCGGAGGGGAAAGCCAAGGAGUCUGGUUUGACGGAGCGGAACGAUGCUUUCUACAAACUGAGUGGAAUUGCUCUCGUAAUAACCACCCUCUUUAAUUGA